UUCUGACAAGCUGCAGUUGGUGGCAUCAUGAUGUUCGCUCUUGUUCCCUCUUUCUUUGCUGCUGUCCUUCUCCUGUGGACGGCGGCUGCCCAAGCUCAGACGGGAGAUGACGCCCAGCAAGGUUCGUUGCCAGCCUGCAGCAGUGUGGUAUGCGCUGUGCCGCGGCUGUCUGUCAAUCAGCACACAGACAACAAACGCGCACCUCUGCCUGUCUGUCAUUUCGGAACGUUUUGGUGGGUGCGCGUGGGAUGUGUCCGGGCCUUCAGGUGAAAGGGACCCCGCAGUGGUGGGCGACAUCGGAGAUGUCCAAUUAAAUGCUGCCAUCAGCGCCGCCAUCUCGCAGGUAAGUCACGAGAAGGCACGCACGUUUGUUUGUCUUGUGGUGUGGUUGAUGCACGGGCUGGCUGGGUGGGGUUGUGCAGAUAAGGGAUGGUGAAGCGUUCUUGUCUGUGCUCGAUGAGCACUUCCCGACGGCCACCAAGACGUUCCCCUCUUGUGAGGCCUCGGCGUCAUACCCACCCGCAGCAGAGGCAGAGGGCACCUUUGCCGAGGUGAGUGUGUGUGUGUGUGUGUAUGUGUGUGUGGAUCACACUCGUCCAUGUAUCCAUCCAUCCAUCCGCCCAUCGGCCGGCGUGUCUGUCCUGCAGGUGUUGGAGGAUGGUGUGCUGGUGUUUGGGCUGCCGGCCAAUGCGACCACCAUUCAGCAGUUCAACAUAGAGGUCGACAACCUGAUUGUGGACGCACUCAGCUCACACUAUGGCGUCGACAUAUCGCCAAAAUUCGUUAUCGUGGGUCAGUACUGUCGUGGAUAGCCACACACACGCAACAACCGCACACAAGCGUAUGUGUGUGUGUCUGUGGCACAGACAACCUCGCUGACUUUUUCGUGCCAUUCCGCGAGGCGAUGAACGUCGGUGAGGCCGAUGUGCUGACCUGGUUCACCGUCACCGAGCGGCGGGCCCACUCUGUCGACUACACCAGCUGUUCGCUCGUCAACUUCGUCAACGAGGUCGGCGUGUGGGUGCUCGACUCAUCCGAGCUGGCGGGCACCAACCUGACGGCUAAACCUGACGCACUCGAUGGGUUAGGGCGGGAGGGCGAGGAUGUCGAGAUGCAAAGGGGUGCAGGAGAAUAUGCGUGUGUUCCUCUCCGUGUGUGUGUAGAAUGAAGGUCGGCGUGUGCGACAACUGCUUCUACAUCUCUGACUUCACAAAGACGGCACCGGUGGGUCGGGAGCAACAGCACGCAGCAGUGGCGGGCAUAUGUGUGUGAGUGUGUGUGAGUGUGUGUGUGUGUGUGUGACGGUCUGCGCAUUGCAUUUGUGGGGGUGGUGGUGUGCAGGGUGUGUUGCUGGAGGAGCAUGCGGUCUUCGACAUGGUGCCUGCCCUCAAGCAGGGCAAAGUCGACGGCGUCGCAACCAUACUCGUGGGGAGGGAAGGGAAGGGGAGGGGAGGAUGGCCAAUAGACGCAUGUGUCACCCGACCCGUCUGUGCGCUCCUGCAUGCCAUGCAGGCUGGUGGUCCUGGGUUGGAGGAGUUCCUGACGACCGCCGGGCUCGUCAAGCUGGAGGGCUCAUUCGUGGUACGCAGACAGGGCGGGUGGGUAUGUGGUGGGGUGUGUGGGGGUGCGGAUGUGGGGGACGGGACGGAAGGGAUCCCUGCUGUGUGUGUGUGUGUGCAGCUGGGCAAUGACACGAGGGCAGCAGCCACUCGCUAUGCUGGGCCAGACGGGGCAGUUACUGGACAAGGCGGCCUGUGAC
Molecule: messenger RNA, 1759 nt
Organism: Vitrella brassicaformis
Lineage: Eukaryota; Vitrellaceae
Source: the annotation of a GenBank genome assembly